Molecule: messenger RNA, 1515 nt
Organism: Scaptodrosophila lebanonensis
Lineage: Eukaryota; Metazoa; Arthropoda; Insecta; Diptera; Drosophilidae
Gene: Cyp303a1
Product: probable cytochrome P450 303a1
Exons: 1
Coding region: 1-1515 (504 amino acids)
Molecular function (GO): monooxygenase activity; heme binding; iron ion binding
Source: RefSeq, a predicted model, not a curated record
AUGUUUUAUGCGGUCCUCUUCUUUGCCACACUCCUGCUGCUCUUUCUGUGCGGGGGCGUAAGGAAGCCAGCGAAGUUCCCGCCAGGUCCCAAAUGGUAUCCCAUUGUGGGAAGUGCCUUGCAGAUCUCACAGAUGCGUCUGCGCUGUGGCAUGUUCUGCAAGGUGAUCGAUGAGCUGGCGAAGCGUUAUCUGAACCCUUAUGGGCUGUACGGACUGAAGAUUGGCAAGGACAAGCUGGUGAUUGCCUAUACGAACGAUAGUAUAAGUGAGAUGAUGACUAAUGAGGACAUCGAUGGGCGACCCGAUGGGAUUUUCUAUCGUGUACGCACCUUCAACUCCAGACUGGGUAUACUUCUGACCGAUGGAGAAAUGUGGGUGGAGCAGCGACGUUUCAUUUUUCGGCAUUUGAAGAACUUUGGCUUCGCACGCAGCGGCAUGAUGGACAUUGUGCAUCAUGAGGCCACCUGUUUGUUGCAGGGCCUCAGAGAGAAGGUCCUCGCUGCGGGGGGCGGACCCACCAGGAUUCCCAUGCAUGAUCUGUUCGCUAUCUACGUUCUGAACACACUUUGGUGCAUGCUCAGUGGUCGGAGAUAUGAGAGAGACAGUCCUGAGAUCACAGAGCUAUUGGAAAUGUUUCAUGAGCUAUUCAAAAAUAUUGACAUGGUUGGAGCGCUUUUCAGCCACUUUCCGCUCUUGCGCUUCAUAGCCCCCGAUUAUUCGGGCUAUACGGCAUUCAUGGAGAGUCAUAGAGCGCUCUAUGCUUUCAUGCGUAAGGAGAUUGAGCUUCACAGGAGCAGUUACCGGAACUAUGACACACCCAGGGACCUCAUGGAUAGCUAUCUGAGGGCCCAGGAGGCUGGCAACGAUAGCAAGCAAAUGUUCAGCGAUGAGAGCCUGCUGGCCACUUGCCUCGACUUGUUUCUAGCUGGCUCAGAGACCACAAACAAGAGCUUGGGAUUCUGUUUUAUGCAUAUGGUCCUCCAGCCGGAGAUACAGGAACGAGCUUACACUGAGAUCAAAGAGGUUGUGGGUCUGGAGCGCAUACCUGAGUGGAGUGAUCGCCCCAAAAUGCCUUACUGCGAGGCCAUAACAAUGGAGGCCUUAAGGAUGUUUAUGGCUCACACCUUUGGCAUACCACAUCGGGCUGUCUGCGAUACGCGGCUGUCCGGGUACGAAAUACCCAAGGACACAAUGGUUAUUGCCUGCUUUAGAGGCAUGCUUAACAACCCCGUUGACUUCCCCGAACCGGAAUCCUUCGAUCCAACACGCUUUCUGAUCGAUGGCCAACUCAAAUUGCCAGAGGCCUUUAAUCCCUUCGGUUUCGGCCGACAUCGUUGCAUGGGUGACCUGCUAGGCCGCCAGAAUCUGUUUAUGUUCACGACCACCAUCUUGCAGCACUUCAAGCUGAUCGCCCUGCCUGGAAUGAUGCCCGAGGAAGUGCCAUUGGAUGGGAUCACAGCAGCUGUCAAGCCCUACGAUGUGCUUUUCGUACCACGUUGCGGGGUCAAGUCUUAA